This is a messenger RNA of Chara braunii, 1085 nucleotides long. The record is from the annotation of a GenBank genome assembly. Lineage: Eukaryota; Viridiplantae; Streptophyta; Charophyceae; Charales; Characeae.
GAACAAAAUUUGGGAGUGUGUAGGGGAAGAGUUACUGGAGCGUGUACGUGAGAUGGACCUUUCAUCUGGAGACAUGAGUUAUAGUGAGAAUUGUUAGGAGGAACAUGAGCAAUCACUCGGGUUAUUAAGCCUGUAACGGGAUCUGUGCAGAUUCUUUGGGUGAAGUAACUGGGUUGACGAUGUCGGGUUCAGGCUACCGCGAGUACGAAAAGGAGGAUUAUAGAGGGAGAUAUGGUGAACGUGGCCGCGACGGGGGGUACGAGGGAGGACGUGACCCUCGGGACUCCCGACGCGAGAGAUCGAUGGAACCAGGCGGUGCUAGCCAUCAGGAACGCCACAGGGAGCCUCCUCGACGUGUUCCUCCGGUAUGCUUUGAAUGCGGUGAACCCGAACACUACCGAAAUCAGUGUCCCAGAUUGGUCGGCGACAGCAGCAGGUCACGAGGUAGGUCAACGUCCCCGAGACAUCAAGGACCACAACAAGUACCGCGUGCACUAUCGGAAGAUCCGGCUUUACGCCGUCAGGUGGAGGAUAUGGCGAGUAUGCUGGCCUCGAUGAAGGAGUACCACGAGGCUGAACAAGCAAAGAAGGAAGCAAGAGCGAAGCGGAAGCUGGAGAAGCAAGAGCAGAAAAGACGGGAGGAAGAGGAACGUGCUGCAACAGAGGAAAAACAACUAGUUAAACAACGUCGUGCUAUGAGGAAGGAGGAAAAAAUGCGUAAGGAAGCGGAGCAAAGGGAAAAGAUGGCGAAGGAACUCAAGAAACAGAUUUCCAUCUCCUUGGGGGACUUACGAGAAGAGCUACAGCACAGGAUCGAUCGGGCGGCGGUGGAGAAAGUUAAGGGAAAGAAGAAGAUCGAGGUGCACUCGUCGGAUGAAGGCAGUUAUGAAUCGCACGAUAGCGACGUCGACACUUUGAGUAGUAAAAUGGAGCAGUUGGUUAUUUCGGAGAAACGCAAACGAAGUGUUGAGAAACCUGUGGGAGACAGCCCGCCCAUGGUGACUGCAGCCAAGCGAAUAGCGAAGAGAUGAUUGCACCUUAGUUGCAGACACCCACCGAUGAAGCGCUCGCCGCAACGGAAGACC